Messenger RNA from Erpetoichthys calabaricus (reedfish), 5186 nucleotides. RefSeq names its product vomeronasal type-2 receptor 1. NCBI's taxonomy places the organism in Eukaryota, Metazoa, Chordata, Cladistia, Polypteriformes, Polypteridae. Gene Ontology annotation, cellular component: membrane. The transcript is spliced from 6 exons. The coding region runs from base 509 to 3274 and encodes 921 amino acids. The record is from RefSeq and is a predicted model, not a curated record. Gene Ontology annotation, molecular function: G protein-coupled receptor activity; olfactory receptor activity. Gene Ontology annotation, biological process: G protein-coupled receptor signaling pathway.
CCACUGCUUUUUUUUUUUUGCUAAAUUUGGCUUCUCAAGGUUCGAUAAACAUCAGAAUAGCACGAAACGCUGCAACCAUACUAACACAAAGACCCUUUUUAAAUUCUCGUUUUACGAUUAUUGAGACACUUGCGCAUUAUUUGUCUUGUUAAAGACAAAACAAUAUACUUUAAGGUACCUGACAAAAAUAAAUCGCAUUUAAUAUAUUAACAACGCCUUUAUUGGUCAAGCAUCUGAAGAAGAUACAAUAAAACCACACUUCAUAAUACAUUAAAUAAAACAAACUUGGGGUUUUAAACACCUUUGUCAUCUUUAAUAUCAUUCUUUAGUAAUUCUGCGCAGAGCAGAAGCCAUCCAGCCGCCUUAUGCAAUAAUAACACGACUGCACGUACCCUUGGGAUCGACAGCCGAUUUCAUUCUAAGGUAUGGCAACAGGUUUUCAUGAAAACACCCAUUAGACUCGUAAACGCUUUGCUAAUGCAUAUCCUAACCCCUUUUCAAUAGGAAUAUGGAGUUAACUACAGCAGGCAUGAAAGCGCGGUUGCUCGUCGGAUUACUAGCGGUAUCACCGCUGCUGACUGUCGUUUCUGCACAACAAACAUGCAAACUUAAGGCCAAGUUCAAUUUAAACGGAUUUAAAAAUAAAGACAACAAAGACAUUGUUUUAGGAGGGAUGUUUCCUGUACAUAACCGACUGGCUUCAUCCAACGAUUCAACCUCUUCAAUGCCAACGUCUUCUGAUUGUGAGGGGUUUAAUUUCAGAGCAUUUCGUUGGGCCCAAACAAUGAGGUUUGUCAUAGAUGAGAUUAACAUCCGAAAAGACCUGCUUCCAAACAUCACCUUGGGAUAUGUCAUUUAUGAUUCCUGUUUCACGAUUUCAAAAUCUGUUGAAGGUACUCUCACAUACCUAACAGGGCAGGAUGAGGCUGUGCCUAACUACCGAUGCGGCUCCGGUGCCCCCUUGGCAGCAUUAGUUGGAGCAGGAGGAUCUGCUCUUUCAAUUGCUACAGCUAGAAUUUUAGGACUGUACUAUUUUCCUCAGGUAAGCUACUGUUCUUCAUGCUCAGUCCUUAGUGACACCUUCCAGUUUCCUUCAUUUCUCAGAACAAUCCCAAAUGACAACUAUCAGUCGAAAGCAAUGGCACAGCUGGUUGUCAAUUUUGGCUGGACCUGGGUGGGGACUAUUGCAGCAGAUGAUGAUUAUGGCAAAUAUGGCAUCAAGCUGUUCAAAGAAGAGGUAGAGAAGGCUGGGGUGUGUAUCUCAUUCUCGGAGACACUUCCCAAGCUUUAUUCCCAAACGACUAUCCAGCGAAUUGUGGACACUAUUAAGAAGUCCACAGCAAACAUCAUUGUGGUGUUUUCAUCUGAUGUCGACUUUAGCCCACUGAUGGAAGAGCUUGUGAACCAUAACAUUACCAAUAAAACAUGGAUAGCAAGUGAAGCCUGGGUAACAUCGGCUUUGAUCUCCAUGCAAGAGUAUUAUCCUAUUCUUCGUGGAACUAUAGGCUUUGCAAUCAAAAGAGCUGUGAUUUCAGGUCUCUUUGAAUUCCUUAAUAAAAUAGACCCAUAUGCAACCAGCGAUCCUUUAAUGAGAGAAUUCUGGCAACGUGCUUAUAACUGCACUCUGGACGAUGAGUAUAUGCGACUGAGAAUGGAGACACCCAUUUAUAGCAGUAACAUCACAGAGUCAAGAAUCCACACACUUAAUGCCAUUGGACAGCGUAUUUGUACAGGAAAAGAAACUCCGGAGUCCAUUAAUAACACUUACUAUGACGUUUCCCAGCUGCGCAUAACAUACAGCGUUUACAAGGCUGUCUAUACAGUUGCCUAUGCUCUGCAUUAUAUGGCCACAUGCAAAGAAGGAAAAGGACCAUUUGUUGGAAAUACUUGUGCUAACAUUUCAAAUUUUGAACCAUGGCAGCUAAUGUACUAUUUGAAGAAUCUUAAAUUUACAGCUUUGGACAAUGAGGCAGUUUUCUUUAAUGCUAAUGGAGAUGUAGACGCCUAUUAUGACAUUUUAAACUGGCAGAUAAAUAAAGAUGGCAAAAUCAGAUAUGUGAAAAUCGGAUACUACAAUGGCACUGCUCCAACUGGACAAGAAAUGAGCAUUACUAAUAAUUCAGUUAUGUGGAACACCAACAAUUUCACUCAGCCUCCCCGCUCGGUGUGCAGUGAAAGCUGCCUUCCUGGAACCAGAAAGGGAAUUCGUCAAGGGGAGCCAGUGUGCUGUUUUGAUUGCAUUCCUUGUGCUGAUGGUGAAAUUACAAAUGAAACAGAUGCUAGAGAAUGCAUACAGUGUGGCACUGACUACUGGUCCAAUGCCAAGAAAGAUGCCUGCGUUCCGAAAGAGAUCGAGUUUCUUGCAUAUGAUGAAGCACUUGGAAUCACACUGAUUGCAGUGUCUGUUUUUGGUGCCUGCGUCGCUUUCGCGGUUGUCAUUAUCUACAUUAUAUACAGAAAUACGCCACUUGUUAAAGCCAAUGAUAUAGUGCUAACUUUCUUCAUUCAGUUUUCACUUAUCAUUACUUUCCUUAGCUCCAUCACUUUUGUUGGUCAGCCUCAGCCCUGGUCUUGUAUGACCAGACAUGUUUCCCUGGCUCUUGGUUUUGCCAUCUGCCUUUCCUGCAUCAUGGGCAAAACCAUUGUGUUGAUGUUCUCUGCUAGGGCGGCAAAAUCCAAGACCCCUGAAAAAGUCAAUAGUGAGCCAAUUAAACCAAUCCACCAAAAAAUCAUCGCCCUUGUGGGCUCGCUGAUCCAAGUAUGCGGCUGCACUAUCUGGCUGAUCCUCUAUCCACCAUACCCGGUCAAGAACACUGCAUCUCAGAAUAUUAAGAUCAUUCUGGAGUGCAGUGAGGGCAACAUUGUUUUUAUCUGCUGUAUUUUUGGGUAUGAUGUACUGCUUGCACUGCUGGGUUUUGUCUUUGCCUUCAUUGCCCGUAAGUUGCCAGAUAACUUCAAUGAAGGAAAAUUUGUGACUUUUGGAAUGCUGGUGUUCUUCAUAGUUUGGAGUUCCUUUGUUCCUGCAUAUCUCAGUACUAGGGGCAAGUUCAUGGUGGCAGUUCAUAUAUUUGCCAUUUUAGCAUCCAGUUUUGGAUUAUUGGCUUGUAUAUUUGUCCCAAAAUGUUACAUUAUUGUCCUGAAACCAGAGAGAAACACAGAUGAGCUAGUGAAAAGUCAACCAAAGCUGAUUGACAAGAGCGCUCCUGGAACAUCGACGUCACUCUCCAGUGAAAUUAAUAGCACCACAGUUUCUACUGUGUCCAUGACGGAUUGAGUUUUAUGUCUUUUCCAGCUGAUGGCAGCAGCUGUAUAUUAAACUUAAGGGCUUAUGUAUAAAAUAAAGACUCUAUCGAUCAAAUGACUGCAUGUCAGCCACUAGAAAUGGUUGUUCAGAAAUGUGGUUUCAAGUCAUGACUUUGACAGCAAAAAGUAGCCAUAUUUGCCAAUUUAGUUUUAAAUUUGAUUUGGCAUACUAUUAUUAGGCAACUCUAAACUGAUUUAAUGAUAGAAUGUGUACCAUGGACUGGUACUCCAUCCAGGAGGGGUUCAUGCCUUGUGUCCAUCAUGUCCAAGACAGACUCAAAUCUCUUUGCAACUCUGUAACUUUUGACAUAGUGGGUUUGAUUUCUUUUCAUCAUGAAAUUUGUAACUGGUAGGCAAUCGGGCACUUCAUGGCACACAUUGAAAGUCUACAAAAAAUCAUCACAUGAAGAAACAAAAACAGAAAUACAAAUGUGUUAGUUACUGGCUCACAAUCAACUUCUACUGCAGUUAACACACAAGAACUAAAGAGGGGAGACCUUUCAGCCCAUCGUACUCAUUUGUUUAGUUCACAGCUAAAUUAAAAGCCAGUAACUCAUCCAUAAACAUUGUCAAUGUUUUCCUUCAAUUAUAUAACUUGGUGGUUUUCCCCAGAUCCUUAAAUCCCAUCUUUUCAAAUUCAGGGUCAAAUGAAGCUGAAUUUAAUCAGGAAUUGAAGGUAGGAUUCUGCUCUCAUUUUCUGUUGGACCAAUACAGGACACCAUUGCAUACAUUUGUGCUUAUUCACGAUAGGCCAACUUAGAAAACUCAUAAAGAAGGGAGAACAUGUGAUAAACAUAUCCACACAGACAUUCUAUUGCCUGAGGGGUUAAACCCACGACACUGUUUGGAGCUGCUGCUGUCUGCCUGGAGCUCAGAAUUGUUCUUGGUAUUACACAGAAAUCAUGAAUCCCUUUACAUAAUAGGUGACCCCAUUGCAGCCACUGUCUUGACUUCAGCCCAUUUCUGAAUAUACCUGUAUGGGUAGUAUAAAAAAUAAAGAAAUGCAAUUUUAAAGAAAUCUAUAUCUUUUCAAAGAGAUUGUUUAUGACUAACUUUAUAUUUGUAUGCUCAUUAUAUGCUUAUCGAACAGUAUAUAUUUCUUACUGUUUAUGGAAAGGUUGUUUUUCUUUGCUUUCAUAUUUACUACCCCAUAACUCCUGUAUUAUGUUCCCUGGACAGUUUUUCAUGCCGUCUUUUUAGAUCUCUCUCUCUCGUUCUUUCUUUUAGACCCACAGAAACACGCACCCUGCAGGCUAAUGUCUUUUAAAACACAGUUACAAUCCUUUUAUAUUGCUCUUCGUUUCAUUAGUCAUCACCAACCCCACCCCGAGUGGGUUCUUACAAAGUAAUUUAAUUUCUGGCCCUGAGCCAUACUAGAAGAAAAAUGGCUAUUUUCUGCUUAAAAUGUACAUGGGCUUUGCUCACAAAUUUAUAAUCCCAGUGUCAACCACCUUUCUCACUUUUCAACAGCACAUGUGUGUCAGUGAAUGUGCAGGCGUGCAUGCAGAGGUCAUUUAUUAGCACAGCACUCAGGUGGCAAGGCAGCUAAAUUGGUAGAGACGCAGAUCCUGGGUGAUUAAUGUUUUCAGGAAAUCCACAACCCAAUGGAAGGAUCCAGAAUUUACCGGAGCAAAUCUGCGCUUCGUGAAUAUGCAAUAACAGUCGGGGCUAUUUAAAAAUGGACAGAUUAUUUGGCUCUUCCAGCUCUCUUCUCUCUCUCUGUUUCUAUUGCAUUUUUAAAAACUUGUUUUCCACCAAGCUUCUUUUCAAUUUUCAACCAUGCUGUACAUAAAUGUAUAUGUAAAGUUGAAAAACAUAUUUUAUUUUACAUAUGCAUUUUUCACAAUCUGUAUAGACCAAUUUUAAAUAAACUAUUCCUCUUA